AUGGCAGAGGAAGCUCGUUUGUUAAGGUUGUCGUUGAUGGAGAGAAGCAUCACGGAUGAAGUGCUCUACGACAGGUACCGGUACCUGGACCUGCACUCCCAUCUCCAGCAUCUCCACGGCCACGAGCUCAAAAGUGCCGGUGCUUGUAACCGCGCCCUCUGGCUCCGGUCCGAUGCAGUCACCAUACAAGUACCUACUACUACAGCCCAUGGAUCAGGGACUGACUGGUGGAUGGUGCAAGUAUCAUGGCCCGGAGGUGGUGGCCUCUGCAAGGAUGGCACAGGCUUUGGCUGUAUUCCUGCAACUUAUAUACUAAUGCUAAUUCUAAUAGAAUUUAAAGCUAUAAGCUAUACUAGCCUAUAA
Messenger RNA from Trichoderma reesei QM6a, 363 nucleotides. RefSeq lists its product as uncharacterized. The record is from RefSeq and is a predicted model, not a curated record. The transcript is spliced from 7 exons. Bases 1 to 363 code for a protein of 120 amino acids. NCBI's taxonomy places the organism in Eukaryota, Fungi, Ascomycota, Sordariomycetes, Hypocreales, Hypocreaceae.